Molecule: messenger RNA, 450 nt
Organism: Diuraphis noxia (Russian wheat aphid)
Lineage: Eukaryota; Metazoa; Arthropoda; Insecta; Hemiptera; Aphididae
Product: protein big brother-like
Biological process (GO): regulation of transcription by RNA polymerase II
Cellular component (GO): core-binding factor complex; nucleus
Molecular function (GO): sequence-specific DNA binding; transcription coactivator activity
Source: RefSeq, a predicted model, not a curated record
CAUACUGUCACAUUUCAUAAUGAACGGAGUGUGCGUCCGGUGGAAAGGGCGCAUCGACUUGGACAAAUUGGAUGGCAUCGGUUGUCUGGAGUUCGACGAGGAACGAGCAAUGAUCGAAAACAGGAUGUUGCAGGAGCAAAUCGAGAGAUACAACGACCGUAUCAGAGAAUAUCAGGACAAACCUCGUGCCUACAGAAACCAAGAGCGUGGUGUUACCGAUUCAGAUUUAGACGUGAAAAGGAGAUUGAACUAUUAGAUCAUUGUAUAUACAUACAUACACGAUACGGCGCGUUUCUACACAAUAUAUAACUAUAUUACCUACCUAUAAUAUUGUAGUGUGUUUGUGUUAUGUAUUUAUGCGUUUGUGAAGUACUCAUAUGUUAUUAUUAUUAUUAUUUCUUUUUAAUUAGUUAGUUUUUAUUUUUGUUACUUCUUUAUAGAAUUAUUAUU